CCUUUAAUCAACUCCCCCUUUCUAAUAAGUUCAGUUCAGGAAGGGACGUUAAAAUAUAAGUUCAUGCGGGAUAUAUAGUUCCCCUGACUAAGCCCCAAUUGCCAAUGUUUCCCAGGACUGAACUCCAUUCUGGGCACUCAAGGUAACAGCCAUGUUGGGUUCUCUUCUUCAAGUCAACAAGCCGCACAAGACUAGAUUCGCUUCUAAAUCUUCACGUAACAUCCACAAAAUUUCCCAGAAAGACAAGAGUAAAAUUUCAAAAUCUGAGCGCAAUGUUGCCAAAGGAGCCAAAGCUGCUCGCUUGGAGCGUAACAAACUGAUGAGGGAGCAGAAGAGAGCAGCGGUUUUGAAAGAGAAGAGGGCAUCAUCUGGAACAAAAAGUCCUCCCCGUGUUAUUAUAAGUGCCUUUUGUAGCCUCACAAUGACUAAUGUACUCUUUGGUCUUUCUGCUUCUGUGAACUUGGAUGCAAUUGAAGAAGAUAUUCUGGCAUUGUUGUCUGGGGAGGGAAACAAUACUGUUUUUCCAGCCGUUGCCUCUGUGGAGUACAAGCUGAGAGCCACGGUCUUGAAAGCACCUCAUGGUGAUUUAUUGGCAUGCAUGGAAAUGGCUAAGGUUGCUGAUUUGAUUGGUUUUAUAGCAUCUCCCACCUCUUUACACGAAGACGGCAAUGGUCAUUUUAUUGAUUCAUUUAGAUCUCAAUGCCUUUCCCUGUUCAGAACUCUUGGUCUACCAAGCACUGUGGUGCUGAUCCGUGAUCUACCCAACGAUAUAAAGAAGAAAAAUAACUUGAAGAAGAUGUGCACUUCUAGCAUUGCUUCAGAAUUUCCUGAGAACUGUGAGUUUUACCCGGCAGAUACAAAGGAUGAGUUGCAUAAGUUUAUGCAGCAUUUCAAGGAGCAAAGGAUUACUGUUCCUCAUUGGCAAAACCAGCGGCCUUACCUUAUGUCCCACAAGGUUGAUAUUGUAGCUGAUGAAUGCAAUUCAGGAAAAUGUACCCUUCUCCUCACUGGUUAUAUACGUGCUCAUGGCCUCUCAGUGAAUCAGCUGGUUCAUGUUGCUGGUGCAGGGGACUUCCAGUUGUCCAAAAUUGAACUUCUUAGGGAUCCGUGUCCUGUAAAUGCAAGGAAAGGAGAGGACUACAUGGAAUCAGAUGACACAAAUGUACAGGUCAUGCAUUGCUUUACCCCAGUUCCGUUGAAGCAAGAGUCUUUACUUGUCGAAAAUGCCCCUGAUCCAUUGGUGGGAGAACAGACAUGGCCAACAGAAGCAGAAAUGGCUGAAGCCGACCAAAACCACCAGGAGAGAAAACAGAAAAAGAAGAAACUUUCCUGGGGCACCUCUGACUACCAGGCUGCUUGGAUUGUGGAUGAUUCUGAUGCUGAUGAAGUUUAUAUUAAUGAGGAUGAAGAUGAUGGUAUGGUGCUGGACGAUGUAGAGAGCGUUUUUCCUGUCCAGAAGCAUGAGGACUUUGAGCUUGACGAUGACCAGGGUUCCCUUUUUUUGAGAGAAUCUGAUGAAGAAACUGAAACUGAUUCUAUAGUUAUGGAAGGUGAUAACUUAACAAAAGAACAUAUAGAGGAACAAAUUCGAAAAAUUAAAGAAGAACAUGCUGAAGAUGAGGAAUUUCCCGAUGAAGUGGAUACCCCAUUGGAUGUUCCUGCUCGAAAGAGAUUUGCCAAGUACAGAGGUGUCAAAUCUUUCAGAACAUCUUCAUGGGACCCCAAAGAAUCUCUUCCUCAGGAAUAUGCUAGAAUUUUUGCAUUUGACAAUUUUACAAGAACACAGAAGCAUGUUCUUGCUAGAACACUCGAUAUGGAGCAAGAUGCCAAUGAUUGUAUACCUGUUGGCUCAUAUGCAAGAAUUCAUAUCAAGGAAGUACCAAAAGGUGUUGCAUCCAAGUUAUGCAUGUUGGCUAAGAAAAUGCCGGUCAUAUCCUCUGGUCUUUUGCAGCAUGAAUCUAAAAUUUCUGUCCUCCAUUUCAGCAUCAGGAAGCAUGACACAUAUGAUGCUCCUAUCAAAGCAAAAGAACUCCUCCUAUUCCGUGUCGGUUUUUGCCAGUUCUUAUCGAGGCCAAUUUUUUCUUCAGAUAAUAUCAAUUCUGACAAGCACAAAAUGGAGAGGUUUCUUCAUGCUGGGCAAUUUUCAGUAGCUUCAAUUUACACUCCAAUUUCUUUUCCUUCUCUUCCUCUAAUUGCUUUGAAGAGUGAGGGAGAAGAUUCCAUCCCUACUGUUGCUGCUGUUGGUUCCUUGAAAAGUAUAGAUCCUGAUAGGAUUAUCCUUAAGAAAAUUAUUUUAUCUGGUUAUCCUGAACGUGUUUCUAAAAAGAAAGCAACUGUAAGAUACAUGUUUCAUAAUCCAGAGGACGUGAGAUGGUUCAAGCCGAUUGAAGUUUGGACCAAGUGUGGACGCUGUGGGGUAAUGAAAUGUGUUUUCAACGGGGUCCUUCAGCAGCACGACACAGUCUGCUUGAGUUUAUACAAGCGCACAUACCCGAAGUGGCCCCGAUAUUGGUUCCCACUUCCAAGUGCUUGGCUAAAUUAGUCAUGUAUCGGAAGCAGACGGUUUCUGUGGAGCUCAUUGUUGGAGAAAUCGUGUUUACAUGCCAAGGGGAAUGAAGCUGUGGUUCAGAUUUGAUCAUUAGUUUUUGAGUUUUCUGGCUUGUCCAAAUGCAGGAGAAAUCGUGUUUACAUGCCAAGGGGAAUGAAGCUGUGGUUCAGAUUUGAUCAUUAGUUUUUGAGUUUUCUGGCUUGUCCAAAUGCAGCUUGCAACACACUCAUUUGGUUUCUUCAAUUUGGGGGAAGCAAAAAUUUUGUCUGUAUAGUUUAUGUUGAUAAGCCGUUUAGCUUAUGCUUGAUAUGCAGUUUAGACAGCACUGCAUAGUAAAACGAACUAGAUUUUUAUUAUGUUUCUUCUUUAAUCACAAUCGAAUCUGGCAUACCAAAUGUAUUUGUUUUUGUACAAGACAAGAUUUCUGUUG
Molecule: messenger RNA, 2978 nt
Organism: Olea europaea var. sylvestris
Lineage: Eukaryota; Viridiplantae; Streptophyta; Magnoliopsida; Lamiales; Oleaceae
Product: pre-rRNA-processing protein TSR1 homolog
Exons: 21
Coding region: 152-2542 (796 amino acids)
Biological process (GO): endonucleolytic cleavage of tricistronic rRNA transcript (SSU-rRNA, 5.8S rRNA, LSU-rRNA); maturation of SSU-rRNA from tricistronic rRNA transcript (SSU-rRNA, 5.8S rRNA, LSU-rRNA); ribosome biogenesis
Cellular component (GO): nucleus; preribosome, small subunit precursor
Molecular function (GO): U3 snoRNA binding; GTP binding; GTPase activity
Source: RefSeq, a predicted model, not a curated record